Molecule: messenger RNA, 1617 nt
Organism: Schizosaccharomyces japonicus yFS275
Lineage: Eukaryota; Fungi; Ascomycota; Schizosaccharomycetes; Schizosaccharomycetales; Schizosaccharomycetaceae
Product: amino acid permease
Exons: 1
Coding region: 1-1617 (538 amino acids)
Biological process (GO): transmembrane transport
Cellular component (GO): membrane
Molecular function (GO): transmembrane transporter activity
Source: RefSeq, a predicted model, not a curated record
AUGCCCCACGCAGCUACGGACGUGUCGCGUCCUUGUUCGUCUUCUUCCUCUUCAAAAGGUAAUAAAGAGGAAGUCAUUAUUGAUGAAGAUGUUAAAUUACUGAAGGAAUUGAACUAUGAACCCAUUUUACACAGACAGUUCGAUUGGUUUGACAAUUUCUGUGCACAGUUUGCUGCGCUCGACAACAUCAAUACUGUACGUAUGACCUUUACGAUGGGCGUACACUUUGCGGGUCCUGCUGCUUACUGGAUCGCAUUUCUCGUAUCGUCUGUGUUUGCCAGCAUGACUGCUGCAACCCUGGCAGAAGUGUGUUCCGCUUUGCCGGCUGCUGGAUCUGUGUACUUUUGGGCAGCGAAAGCUGCUGGCCCAAAGUUUGGUAUGUUGGCUGCUUUCCUCGUUGCCUGGUGGUCGGCGACAGGUUGGACUACAUUCGCAGCAUCAAACUCCCAAGCUAUUACGGGUUAUAUUUUUGCCGAAGUGAAUGUGUUCGGAGGUUCCUACAAAACCGACGUUAACGACGUUCAUUUUCGAGCGGUGCAGUGGAUAGUGGCCGAAGCGCUUUUACUCAUCUGCAUUAUUCUCAACCAAUUAUCGCCGAAAAAUUAUCGCUGGGUGUUCCGCAUAGCAUUUUUUUUCAUUAUUGUUGAUGUUUUGCUGAACUUUAUAUGGCUUCCUAUUAGCGUGUCGAGGUCCUAUGGCUUUAGGGAUGCAAAAUUUGUUUUUACGGCUAUCCGUUAUCCUGCCGAGUAUCUGGAUGCUGCAAAACAACAUAUUGUUCCGCAUGCAUGGAAGUGGUGUCUUGCGUAUUUUGCAAGCACCGGUGUCCUCUGUGGCAUUGACGCAUCAGGUCAUGUCGCCGAAGAAACCCGACACGCUUCCAAGUCAGCAGCUCAUGGUUUGUUUUGGUCCACCGUCAGCACUGCAGUGCUUGCGUUCGGUUGUGUCAUCAUGUUUCUCUUUUGCAUCCCCCCUGAUGAUAUGUUGGAACAGACUUUGUACAACGAGUCUAGCACGCAACCGUUCGUCAACAUGUAUGCUUUAGCACUGGGAAGAAAGGCUCAUGUGUUUAUGAACGUGUGGAUUAUCAUUGAAAUGAUCUUCAACACAUCAAUCGGCAUUGUCGCUUCUAGUAGACUGGUGUUUGCUAUUGCUCGUGAUGGAGUCUUGCCCUUCUCAGGUUGGAUUAGCAAGGUUAGCAAGGACGGUCUGCCUCGCAAUGCUAUUACAGCCAUCUAUAUCAUUGCAUCACUUAUUCUUUGCUCCAUUCUUCCAAGCAACAUGGCAUUUUCUUCUCUUAUUUCCGGUGGUGUAACGCCCGGUUUCGCUAUUUACGCUCUCAUUAAUAUUUGCCGUUUGCUUAACCUUAACCCAGAAAUGCCUGCUGCUCGCUGGUCGGUCGGCAUUUUCUCAAAACCCUUUCAAUUUUGUGCUAUCAUUUAUAACAUUUUCGCUUUCGCCAUCAAUGUCUCUCCCUAUGCGUACCCGGUAACGGGAAAAAACUUCAACUACUCCUGUGUGAUUUUUGGUUCUGUUACCAUUUUCGCUUUUCUCUGCUGGAUAUUUGUUCCAAGGGACAAAUGGUUGACCGCCGUUUUUGAGCGAAUGCGCACCGUUUAA